Molecule: messenger RNA, 2437 nt
Organism: Anastrepha ludens (Mexican fruit fly)
Lineage: Eukaryota; Metazoa; Arthropoda; Insecta; Diptera; Tephritidae
Exons: 2
Coding region: 91-1515 (474 amino acids)
Source: RefSeq, a predicted model, not a curated record
UCGGGCGCCCUCUGGUUGUAAUUAGCCUUACCGCGACACCGGGGCACUGUCGUGGCUCGACCUUCCCUUCCCCUUCACUCGUGGGACCACAUGGCAGAGUCAAACAAUUUAUUAAAAAAGGCAGAAGUGCCUAAUAUAAACCAGGUCGAUAACGACCUUUCGGUAAAUAGUGCCGAAUUACCAACAACAUCGCAGGCAGCUAAGGGCAAACAAUGCCCUCCAACUGUCAGCGAAAGUACCGAUAUGGAAGUUGACGACAUGGCCCUGGGGCCAGAUGGCAAAGCUUCUACCAUAUCACCAGAGGAAGAGGAGAAACUAUUAUCUUCUCCCACUCGUGACGCAGGAAGAAAGGACGAAGACAAGGUGCGGCUUUGCGGUGCCGCCAGAAAGCGCCUAAAGUACUUCCUAAGAAAAGGUCACAGCAUUGACGAGGCAAGAGAGUUGGCUCAAAAACCAGCUGAUCUGAAGCGACAACGCUCCAGCAGCACCACGCCAAAGCAAAGCUCCCCUAAACGUGCCAAUUUACAGGGGAGCCCUAGCGUUGGACAAAAGGCAGAAGAGCCUACCGAAACGGAAGGACCAAAGGCAGCAGUGCCUAAUCCAGAAGUCAAGGUAGACUCAACAAAAAUGUCUUACAAAGACGCGGCGUGUAGCACGAAGUUGGGAAUAAUUCCUCCUGACUAUCCCACUACAGUAUGGUCGACGGAAAGACUAACGGCCAUACAACAUGCUAUCCUGGAGGCGAUAAGGAAAAAGCAGACUGGCGCUGCAAAGCCCAAAUUUAAUAGCUGCACCUUUCGCCCAGGAUAUAUAGUUAUAUCAUGCGGCUGCGAUGAUACGGCUAAUUGGCUAAAGGAAGUAGUUCCUAAGCUGAAGCCGUGGAAAGAUGCACAGCUGAAGAUUGUGCAGGAGGCGGACAUACCGCGCCCACAAAUCUUCGUUGGUCACUUUCCAGAAUUGGACAGCCCCUCAACUGAGGAUAUCAUUAGCCUCCUUGACGGCCAAAACGAGGGCCUCAACACCAAUGACUGGCGGGUGCUCAACAGAGUGCGCAAGGGCACUGUGGUAGAAAUUACCAUUGCUAUUGACCCAAUCUCCGCAGAAGUCAUAAAGACUUCCAAUAACUGGUUGAACUACGGGUUCGGUAAAACCCAACUUCGGCCAAAAUCUAAAGGCCCGAUUGAUCCGCCUAAGGUUACCGAACAGGACCCUGACCCCUCGGCGAAACAAAGCUCUGAGAAAGCGGGAACUUUGACUCCAACGGCUUCAAUAGCCCAGGACGAUAAGGCCAGCUGCUCCAGACACGAGCCAGAAAAGCCAACAACAUCCGGCACAUGGCGCCAUAACGUGGCCGAGGGUAUCCGCAUGCGACCCCCGCUGCAGGCUGAUAAAAAAGCGCACAGCCACAAGAAGGAUCGAAGGGGGGAUCAGAUGUCCGCUGAGGAAGCAGUCCUGCUGAAAAGCAACCGAGGCAAGAAAAAGGCAGCCAUUGCCAAACGAAGGAUCACUAGAUGACCUGGCCUAAGCAAAAACCCUACAACACCAGAAGGCAACUCGGAUGCCUUCAAAUAAAUCUCCAUCACGCAAAAGCAGCCUCGGACGUGCUUACGAGGAGAUUUAACCAAGAACUCUUGGAUGUAGCUUUCAUUCAAGAACCAUGGGUACGUAAAGGAGUCAUUCAGGGACUCCAGAGCGCAAACGUUCAUUACAGAAGACCUGGUGGCGAUUUGGGUAAAAGUGCCAACGAGCAAAGGUGAGCAUGAGGUAGUACUUGCCUCCGCCUACCUUCCAGGAGAUGAGGUCACUGCUCCAACAAGGGAGGUUAUAGCCCUGGUGGAAUAUUGUCAGCAAAAACGUCUCCGGUGGAUCCUCUGCUGUGAUGCAAAUGCGCACCACACAGCGUGGGGAAGCACAAACAUCAAUCCAAGAGGUGAGUACCUUAUUGAAUUUCUACUUAGGUAUAAUAUAUCUAUCCUAAACCGAGGCAACGAACCUACAUUCAUUAAUGCAAUCAGAGGUGAAGUCCUUGACAUCACUCUCUCUAGCCAUAAUGUUUUGUCCGAAGUCUCAAAUUGGCAUGUGUCAGAGGAAACAUCUAUGUCGGAUCACAGACAUAUUAGAUUCGAUAUAGGUGCAACCAAACCACAAAUGACAAUUUACAGAAACCCCAGAAAAACUAACUGGGACUACUUUCACUUCUAUUUAGAACAAAGUGUUAACUGCUCUAAGCGUCACAUUCAGCUUAUAUCUGAGCUUGAGUUCGAAUCGAACGAACUACAUUCAAACAUAAUAUCUGCGUUUCACGAAAGUUGCCCAGUAAAAGUGAAAAAGCCACAAAGAAAUGUUCCUUGGUGGAAUAGUACACUUUCCAACCUGCGUAAAGAAACAAGAACCCUAUGGAAUAGAGCUAAAGCAAUGGGGGACUGGUCCUCCUACU